Messenger RNA from Lasiosphaeria miniovina, 864 nucleotides. RefSeq names its product KptA family-domain-containing protein. The transcript is spliced from 3 exons. Gene Ontology annotation, biological process: tRNA splicing, via endonucleolytic cleavage and ligation. Gene Ontology annotation, molecular function: tRNA 2'-phosphotransferase activity. The annotation marks the transcript as partial. Lineage: Eukaryota; Fungi; Ascomycota; Sordariomycetes; Sordariales; Lasiosphaeriaceae. The record is from RefSeq and is a predicted model, not a curated record.
GAACGGCUCGAGGACAUAGCCCUGUCCCGCGGAGGCAGGGCCUCCAGGACAGGUCGUAGAGGCAGAGGCAGGGGGCAAGGCGGCGGCAGCGGAAAGUCUCGCGAAGUCGCCCUCUCUCACGCCCUCUCAAAGCUUCUCCGCCAUCAGGCCGCAAGCGCGGGAAUCCAACUCGACAGCGAGGGCUUUGCGCCGUUAACUAAAGUGCUCAAAUGGGGCCCCGUCGGCUCGCUUAAGCCCACCUUCGCCGAGAUCGCCGCGGCCGUGCGUGACAGUGACAAGCAGCGGUUCGCGCUCAAGCCGGACCCGGUGACGAACCCGGCCCUGGACGAGGCCACCACGGACCCGGCGCACUGGCUGAUCCGCGCCAACCAGGGCCACAGCAUCAAGCUCGACAGCGAGAAGCUGCUGCGGCCCAUUGCCCUGCCUGCAUCACCAGAGACAGAACUGCCGCCUGGUAGCGUGCCGGUGCCCGAGACGGUCGUGCACGGCACGUACUUCGCCUUCUGGCCGGCCAUCGUGGCGAGUGGCGGGCUGCGGCCGAUGGGGCGCAACCACGUGCACUGCAGCACGGGGCUGCCGCCCGAGGACGAGUCCGAGGGGCCCGCGGUGGUGAGCGGGAUGCGGCGCGACGCCGAGGUGCUCGUGUACGUCGACGUGGCGGCCAGCAUGCGCGAGGCCGGCAUCAAGUGGUGGAUGAGCGACAACGGCGUCGUGCUGACCGAGGGCGACGCCGACGGGCUCGUGCCCGCGCGCUUCUUCCGCGAGGUGCGCGGACGCGCGCAGGGCGUCGGCCUGCUGUGGAAGGACGGCCAGCACGUCGUCGACCUGCCCGACUGGGUCAAGGCGCAGCCGCCAAGGGGCAAG